Molecule: messenger RNA, 1086 nt
Organism: Rotaria sp. Silwood2
Lineage: Eukaryota; Metazoa; Rotifera; Eurotatoria; Philodinida; Philodinidae
Source: the annotation of a GenBank genome assembly
AUGGAAGAAAUGAUCGACAAUACUGUACAUGAACCAAAAGAAGAUGAAGACACUUAUAUCCAUGAUUUUGAUGAUGGUAAUGUAGAUUUAUCAUAUCAUCACAAAGUACCAUUGAUUCUACAAAACAAAGAUUUCGAUGAUCUGACUGAUUUAAUUCGUCAUAUGGAUUUGAAACCAAUGAUGAAUGAACAAAUACGUCAAAUAGCUUGUCAAGAUAAAGGAAUCCUUUUAUCGAUUCGUCAUCAAUUGAAGAGAAACAAGAUUGUUUUACGUACUUCUUAUAGAGGUCAUGUUUUUCGAGCAUUGAAAAGAAGAAAUUUUAAACGAAAAGCAUCUAAUUAUAUAAAAGAAAAAGGAAUUUACUUGGUUAUUCAACAAUUAACAGGACCCAAUCCAGAACAUAUAACACACCGAUAUUUGAUGAAUAUUGUUCAUCGUGUAGAAACAACAUUGUAUGAAUUACUUGAAACUAAAUGUCUCAAUCAAUUUCAAUAUACAUGCAUGAGCCAAAAUCGAGCACAAGUAAAAUUAAAUUAUUUGUAUUUUGUACCUGAACUCAAUAAAGAAGAUUGGUCAGUUCGACCGAUUAUCAUUUGUAAUAAUGGACCUACAAUGCUAAUAGCUGAUUAUGUUUCUGACUUACUUUGGUCCAUAUUUGAUCGAGUUACUCAUUGUCAAAAUUUUUUACAAGGGGCUGAUGCUGUGCAAGCUCUUGAAAUUUAUGCUCACCAUCAUCAUCGUCUUCAACCAACAACAUUAUUUGUCACGUUUACAAUGGACGAUCUAUGUAACAUAUUUCAACAUGAGGAAAUACUUGAAAUCUUAGAAGAUUUUCUUCAUACUUAUGGAUUAUCCGAUGAAAAUUUUCAAGAGCACCAUAUAAGUAUUGAAACAAUUCUUCGACUUGUUCGUCUCGUUUUAUACAAUCAAUAUUUUGUCUAUAACAAUAAACUUUAUCGGCAAAUGGUUGGCGGUGUUUCUGGUUUACCAUUGACUAUGGCUUUAGCUUACAUUUAUUUAUAUCAUUGUAGACCAUUAUUAUGGACUAUGUUAAUGAAUAAUACACAAGAGAUAUUUGGAAGGUAG